CCCAAACCCGAAAAUCAUAUUCUCAAAUCUCAAACCCGACAUCCUUUUCUUCUCCUUCCUCCCUAUCUCGCCGAUUCACUCCCCUAAAAUCCCGAUUCCCAAACCCUAAAUCUGCCUAUUUCGACAAUGGCGGACCAAACCAGCCAACAAGUUCCAGAAGAGAAGGUUCAAUCUCUCACAAUCGAGGAUGUCCCUAACUCCAGCUCCUCUCAAUCCGCUGAUGCAAACGGGAUGUCUCUGGAGAAAAGAUUUGAGAUUAUAAGAAGUAUUGGUGAGGAAUGCAUUCAAGAGAAUGAAUUGAUGGAACUCCUCAAAAAGAAACCUGAGCCUAUCUGUUAUGAUGGAUUUGAGCCCUCUGGUCGAAUGCAUAUUGCCCAGGGGGCAAUGAAGGCAGUCAAUGUCAACAAGCUAAUAUCUGCUGGUUGUAGAGUAAGGAUGUGGAUUGGAGAUUGGUUUGCUUUCUUAAAUAACAAAAUGGGUGGUGAUUUGAAGAAAAUUGAAGUUGUUGGAAAGUACUUCAUCGAAAUUUGGAAGGCAGUAGGAAUGGAUAUUGAUUCUGGAAAAGUUGAAUUUUUAUGGUCUUCCAAAGAAAUCAAUGCCCAUUCAGCUGAGUACUGGCCUCUUGUGAUGGAUAUAGCUCGAAAGAACAAGCUGCCAAGACUUCAGAGGUGUUGUCAAAUUAUGGGCCGUGAAGACCCAGAAGAUUUAUCUGGUGCUCAAAUCUUGUAUCCCUGCAUGCAAUGUGCUGAUAUCUUUUUUCUAAAGGCGGACAUUUGCCAGCUCGGAAUGGACCAGCGCAAGGUCAAUAUGCUUGCUCGGGAGUAUUGUGAUGAUAUCAAAAGAAAGCAUAAGCCUAUUAUUUUAUCACACCAUAUGCUUCCAGGCUUGCUCCAAGGGCAGGAAAAGAUGUCAAAAUCUGACACUUCAUCUUCUAUUUUCAUGGAGGAUGAGGAGGCUGAAGUGAAUUUAAAGAUCAAGAAAGCUUACUGCCCACCUAAGAUUGUUGAAGGCAAUCCAUGUCUGGAAUACGUGAAAUACAUUAUUUUGCCGUGGUUCAAAGAAUUCACUGUUGAACGCAAAGCCGAACAUGGUGGACCCAAGACUUACCAUACCUUUGAAGAAUUAGCAGCUGAUUAUGAAGCCGAGGCUCUGCAUCCUGGUGACGUGAAACCUGCAUUGGCAAAGGCACUAAAUAAGAUUCUGCAGCCUGUCCGAGACCAUUUUGCCAACAAUGCCGAUGCCAAAGACCUUUUGAAGAGAGUCAAGUCCUACAGGGUCACCAGGUGAUCUCGCUUCCUCUGACGGUUGAUACGAAAUUCACAUCGGUGAGCAUCUACCGACAGACUCGUCAUAAAAUUUUACAUUUUUGCUACUGGAACACACGAUAUAUGUAUACUAGAUUGCUCGGAUUUUGAUCUUGAUAUUUAUUACCGACUAAUUUCUCAUCCAAAAUUUAACAUUUUUGCUUUCGGAA
This is a messenger RNA of Amaranthus tricolor (Joseph's coat), 1474 nucleotides long. Its product is annotated as tyrosine--tRNA ligase 1, cytoplasmic-like. Lineage: Eukaryota; Viridiplantae; Streptophyta; Magnoliopsida; Caryophyllales; Amaranthaceae. Gene Ontology annotation, molecular function: tyrosine-tRNA ligase activity; ATP binding. The transcript is spliced from 10 exons. The coding region runs from base 127 to 1287 and encodes 386 amino acids. Gene Ontology annotation, biological process: tRNA aminoacylation for protein translation. The record is from RefSeq and is a predicted model, not a curated record.